This is a messenger RNA of Callorhinchus milii (elephant shark), 1698 nucleotides long. RefSeq names its product carboxyl-terminal PDZ ligand of neuronal nitric oxide synthase protein-like. The record is from RefSeq and is a predicted model, not a curated record. The coding region runs from base 22 to 1698 and encodes 558 amino acids. The transcript is spliced from 10 exons. Gene Ontology annotation, molecular function: nitric-oxide synthase binding. NCBI's taxonomy places the organism in Eukaryota, Metazoa, Chordata, Chondrichthyes, Chimaeriformes, Callorhinchidae.
GUACAGAGGCCAACCAGUCGAAUGGAGAUAGUAUCAGCCAUGCGGAGAAUUCGGUACGAGUUCAAAGCCAAGAACAUUAAGAAGCGGAAGGUGAACAUGACGGUGUCUGUGGAUGGAGUCAGGGUCACACUCAGGAAGAAGCAGAAGGCAGGUCUCAUCGCUGCAUCAAAGAGGAAGGAAUGGACAUGGGAUGAGAGUAAAUUGCUGGUGAUGCAUGACCCCGUGUACAGAAUAUUCUAUGUAUCGCAUGACUCGCAGGAUCUGAAGAUAUUCAGCUACAUCGCCAGGGACGGCGUCAGCAACACCUUCCGAUGUAACGUCUUCAAAACAAAGAAAAAGAGUCAGGCCAUGCGUAUAGUGCGGACAGUCGGACAGGCCUUCGAGGUGUGCCACAAGCUGAGCCUGCAGCGUGCGGAGGAGACGGCGGACAGAGAGGUGGACGGACAGGCGGACGGAGCCAGCGACCGGCGGUCUGAGGAGUGGCGAGCAGACGGGUAUCCUCGUCCGGGAGCGGUGGGGAAUGGGGAUGCGGGGCUCAGCGGGGAGGGCGGCUCAGCCAUCGGCACCGCAGAGUCACCAUCUGACAGCCUGGAGCAUCUGCAACGAGCACUGCCACAGCUUCAGCAGGACAGUGUCAGUGACACGUUCUGUGUCUCGGCCUCUGGGCUCUGGCUGUCCCCCGAUCCCGGUUCUCAGCCCCAAACCCAGCCCCAGCCCCAAACCCAGCCCCAAACCCAGCUCGCCGUGGCCCAGGUGCGGUGGCUGAGGGAGCAGGUUGUGGUGGAGACCGAGGCUCGACGCGAGGCUCAGGCGCGAGUGCAGCAGCUGACGCUACAGAACAUGGAGCUACUGAAGCACCUCACCCUCCUGGUCACCCACCUCCAGCAGCUCAGGGUCACCAGGCCCCCAGCUGCUCCCUGCUCCAUCCCCGAACUGACCUCCACGUUAAACCUGCACCUCGGGACCCUCGCCUCGACCCUCACUCCCGGCUCCGAGAUCUGCCUCUCCGCUCCGGGGAGCACGGCUGGCCGCACCUUCCGGAACAUCGGCACGCUGGCUAACGGCGGCCUGAGAGAGGCAAACAGUAGCCACGGGGGAAUGAACGGGGAGACGAGCAGGUGGACCAGGACACAACGCUCUCGGACCGCGGAGAAUCCCGAGUCGCGAGGGAACAUCCCAGCGACCUUUAGAUGGGAGGAGAGUUACUCGCAGACCAUCCCGCGGUUGAAGCCGCCGCCCACGGGCACCAGGAAACGCUGCUCUCACUCCCUGCUGUUUGCCGGUGACCAGACAGGACACCGCGCCAAUCCCACGCCGACCGGUGGCUCCGCGAGGCUCAGCUUCAGCUUCGGCUUCGGUUCCUCCUGCACUUCCCCAACUGCGGGCGACUGCGGGGCGGGGGCCGGGGCGGGGCCUGGGGAGGGGGGGGAGGGCCGGGCAGUGCUGGGGGGCAGCACGUGGAGCGGUGAUCAUCUGACUGCCAACGCCCGAGGGAUGGACGACGACUGCUGUAACGGGCUGCGAGACCCCGGCUCUCUACCCCACACCAUCCCCCAUCCCCUCCCCCUCGCCCGCUCCCCAACGGCCAAUGAGACCCUUCUGCACAUCAGUCCGUCCGAGAACAAGAUUGGAUACAGCGAAUGUAAGGAACCGGGAACGCCACGGGAUGGAGGGCUCAGAUACGGAACGCCGAGCUGA